Onthophagus taurus is the source of this 2502-nucleotide messenger RNA. RefSeq names its product U4/U6.U5 tri-snRNP-associated protein 1. Lineage: Eukaryota; Metazoa; Arthropoda; Insecta; Coleoptera; Scarabaeidae. The record is from RefSeq and is a predicted model, not a curated record. Gene Ontology annotation, cellular component: U4/U6 x U5 tri-snRNP complex. Gene Ontology annotation, biological process: maturation of 5S rRNA; mRNA cis splicing, via spliceosome.
UUUCAACACAUGCGCUGUCAAUAAAACGUAACCUAAACGUAAAAAAUAAGGUUAUGUCAAUUACCUUUUUGAGUGGUUCGUAUUUCUCUGCAAUAAACUAAGUUAAUUUUAUGGUGGGUGUGUUUUUCUUUAUUUAAAACGAACUCCGAUAAAGAUUCGAUCAUAAAUAAACUAAAAAAUGGGUUCUAGUAGUAAAAAAUAUAAAGAGAAAGAUGCUAACAAUAAGAAGAGGAAGCAAAGCCCCAGUAGGAGUGAUUCGGAGGAAUACGAUCGCGAUCGCCACCGAGAUAGGAAACAUAAACAUAGGAGACAUCAUAAGGAUAAGAAAAGGCAUAAACAUCAUGAUUAUGAAAGUCAUGAUUCGGACGUUAUCGAGGUAUCCCCUGAUCGCGCUCCAUCACCAAAACGUGAUAAAACUCCUGAACAAUCAGGACAGUCCCAAGAAUCCCUUUCGAUUCAAGAAUCAAAUAAAAUAAGAGCUCAACUUGGGUUAAAACCACUUGAAGUUAACAAAGCUGAUGAUAAACCCAAAGCUGAUGGUAAAAAGAAAGAUGAUUGGGGUGAAUUUUAUCACAAACCAGCUGGAAAUAUCAGCCAGAAAAACCAACAGGAAAAAAUUAAAACAAAAUUGGCCGAACAUAAAGAAAAAAGAUUAAUUGCUACUAAAUUAUCAAAAAUAAAACCAUUAGGGGAAAGCGAUAGUGAUGAUAAUGCGUCAAAUUGGGUUGAUAGAUCAAGAAAAAUUGAACAGGCUAAGAAAGAUGCCGAAAACCGUGCUAAACUUUUACAAGAACUGGAUGAGCAAUUUGGAGUAACCGACAUAAUUGAAUCCGAAACCAAAGGAAGAAGACAACAACAAUAUUCAGAAAAACAUUUAAAAGGGUUAACCGUCGAACAUGACAUCAAUGAGAUAGCUGAAGAACGAUCUGUUAUUUUAACAUUAAAAGAUAAUAAUGUUUUAGAUGAAAAAGAUGAUGUUUUAGUGAAUGUUAACAUGGUUGAUAAUGAACGUUACAAGAAAAACGUUGAAAAUUUGAAAAAGAAACCUCAGUAUAAUGCUUAUGAUGUAGAGGAAUUCGAUGAAUUUGGUAAUCCGAUUGAAAAAUCAUUAUUGGAUAAAUAUGAUGUUGAAAUUGAUGGUGAAAAGAAACAAUCGUUCAGAAUUGGGCAUGAUAAUUAUUUGGAACGAAAACACGCCGCUAUGGAAAGUGUUAAAAAUAAAUUGGCUAAUAAAAAACUGGAAAGCUUACAAGGACCUGGUUUAACUUUGGCUUCGGAAUAUUAUAAUGAGGAGGAGCUAACUAAGUUUAAAAAACCAAAAAAGAAAAAGGUACGAAAAAUCCGCGAAAAAGGAAAAUUAACAGCUGACUAUUUAGAACAAAUACAAGAUGAAGAAAAUAAAAAGGAUGUUAAAAAAAUUGAAGAAAUGGAUAUUGAUGAUAUCCCAGAUAUCAAAUUACAACCGGAUCAAUUAAAAUAUGAAGAAAAAGAUGAUGCAUUUAAUCGUGCAAUAAAAAAAACUCGUCUCAUGAAAGACAAAGAAAAAUUAAUUGAUGUAAUUUCAGCUUUAAAAGCGAUUAAAGAUGAACCAAUUGAAUCGUCACAAAUCGAUACUGGACACAUCAUUUUAAAUUCAACCGCAGAAUUUUGUCGCACACUCGGCGAUAUUCCAACUUACGGUCGUGCAGGAAAUCGAGAUCAAGAUAUUGUCGAGGAAGAUUUAUUAGAUUUCGAAGGAGGUGAUGCCGGAGGUAAUAAAUCGGAUGAUGAUUGCCAAAUAAUCAGCGAUGAUGAAGGUGGUCGUUGGAACUCCGUCGAUUUAAAUGAACACAGACACUCAGAAUUGAAACAAUCGGAAGUUCCGAUUUUAGAUGAAGAACCAGAUGUUGGAACGGGGGUUGGAGCUGCAUUAAAAUUGGCUAUGAGUAAAGGUUAUUUGGAUAAGGAGCAAAAUAAUCGGCCGUCCAACACACGGUUAGCUCACUUACAAGCAAAGCAUUAUUCAAUUGAAGAUAAAACGUACGGUGAUGAUAUAGAAAGGGGCGGGCGAAGAGAACGAUAUACGGGACCAGUAUCGGAAUUUAAAGAGAAAGAUACCUUUAAACCCAACGUUAAAUUGGAGUACAUUGACGACGAAGGUCGAGUUUUGAAUUCGAAGGAAGCUUUUCGGUAUUUAUCACAUAAAUUUCAUGGUAAAGGACCGGGUAAAAAUAAAAUUGAGAAGAGAUUAAAGAAACAGCAACAAGAAGGAUUGAUGAAGAAAAUGAGCUCCACAGAUACACCGUUAGGUACUUUGAAUAUGUUACAAGCUAAGCAAAAAGAGAUGCAAAGUCCUUAUAUUGUUUUAAGCGGUGGUAAACAUACUCAUUCAACCACAAUUUCAAAACAAUCUCGUCGAUAAAUUUUUUUUAAUUAAUUAUUUAGAAUAAUUUAACGAUUAUAAUAUACCAUGUAAUGAAUUAAUAUAAUUCAAUAAAUAUAUAAAGCACAACUUACAAUGUA